UGCCACAAAAAUUCUCUCUCUCUCUCUCACACGCACACACACACAUGUAUAUAUAGUAUAUAUACGCAUUGAUUAAAUCUUGAAGAAAACCCUUUUUCCCACCUUCCCAUUCGAGAUCCACCACUCCUCCACCGCAUUCGCCUCUUAAACCCUAGAAACCACCGCCGGGGCUGCGGGAAUCACUCGCCGGAGUUUUUCAGAGAUUCGGAGCUGAAGUCAGAAGUAGAGGGAGAAAUAACCGAGGUCCGGUUUCUCUCUCCGCGCUCUUUGAUUCGGAUCCGAUUUGUAGCCAGGGCUGAUUUUUGGAUUGUUGAUCAGUGAUGGCAGCACCAGCGGCGGAGGUGGCGGUGGCGGUGGCGGAGACUCCGCAACCGGUUACUGCUCAAGUUGUCGGAAACGCAUUUGUGACGCAGUACUAUCACAUACUGCAUAAGUCACCAGGGCUUGUUCACAAAUUUUAUCAGGAUGUCAGUAAGCUUGGUCGUCCUGAGGAGGAUGGCUCCAUGAGCAUCACCACCACUAUGCAAGCCAUCAACGACAAAAUUGUUUCGCUCAACUACUGGGACUUCACAGCUGAGAUUAAGUCGGUAGAUUCGCAGGAAUCAUUUAAUGGGGGAGUUCACGUUCUUGUAACUGGCUAUCUAACAGGAAAAGACAGCAAAGUUAGCCACUUUGCUCAAUCUUUCUUCCUUGCUCCACAAGACCGGGGCUACUUCGUUUUGAAUGACAUGUUCCGAUAUGUGAAUAAUUUCGAUGCUAAUCCUGCAUUGGUCCCUGAUGUUGUAGCGCCUGUUCCUGAAGAGCCAGCAGCUCCUGUUCCAGCUCCGGAGAAUCAUGUUUCUGAGCAGAGCACACCAUCUGCAGAAGAAGCUGUUUCUGGAGAAGUGUACAAUCCACCAGAGAAUGGGGAUGUGCCAAUUACUGAAGAAGUAGAAGAAGAAGAAGAAGUUCCUGUGCCGGAGGUUGUUGAUGAGGUACAGGAUAAUACAGAGCCGAUGGUUGAAACCCCUGCCAAAACUGAAGCUCCGAAGAAGUCUUAUGCUUCUAUUGUGAUGCAUCUCAAGGAAACUGCUGCAACUUUCUCGCCUCCUCCUACUGCACUCCGAAAAGCUCCACCAAAGAGCUUGGACGAAGUGAAGCCUACUCCUAUUCCGACACCUGAUGGUCCAGUUUCCAGUUCGGAUUCUUUUGAUCAUGAACAUAACCAAGAGGGUGAAGCUGAUGGGUUCUCCAUAUACAUAAAGGGCCUUCCCAUGAAUGCUACUGAAGCUUUACUUGAGGAUGUAUUCAACAAAUUUGGGACCAUAAAAAAUGAUGGAAUUCAAGUUAGAAGCAACAGACAACAAGGAUUUUGUUUUGGCUUUGUGGAAUUUGAGGAGGCAACAUCUAUGCAAAAAGCCCUUGAGGCUUCUCCAGUAGCAAUUGGUGGACGUCAAGCCUUUGUUGAGGAAAAGAGGUCUACAAAUUCUCGUGGAAGUAACAGGGGAAGGUUCCAAUCAGGAAGGGGCUCUGGGUUCAGAAACGAGGGAGUUAGAGGACGAGGAGGCUAUGGGGGUGGUAGGGGCUAUAACAGGGGUGAUUUCAACGGCAGGAGUGAGUUUGGCAACAGGGGUGGAAACCGGGGAGGAUCCACAAACCGUGACGGAUAUCAAAGGUCCGAAAGCUUCAACAGCAACGGUGGUGGCCGUACCAACCGAGCUGCUGGGAUGGCCAAUGGCAACACGAAGAACACCACCCCUCGUGUCUCUGCUACUGCUUGAAGAGAACCAGGUGGUCUGUCAGUGGUUAGGUUUCUGUUAUUCCCUUCUUCCCUUUUCAAGUUGUAGUCUUUACCUCGUCGGAAUCUUCUUUUCUGGCGGUUCAAUUGCGGCGCGACGUGAGCAACAGAAUUAUUCUUCGGCCUUUCUAACUCAUUUGUUUCUGAGUUUCCUCACUGUGGGUAUAAAUUUAUUGGUAGACGAGAUUGGGUAGGUUUUUUCUCUUAGUAGCUUAUACUGUCAACGGCCCAAGGAGAGAAGGAAUUUAAUUCUUCAGACAUCUUUUUUUCUCCCUUUUUUGUGGGCAUUUGAAGUAUUCAUUUUUCAGCACUUUUGUGUGUUAUAAUGUCUCUGAAUGAGGAACUAUUUUAGCUAUUAUUUUUACUCGUAGAUUGAGAUCUA
This is a messenger RNA of Salvia miltiorrhiza (redroot sage), 2159 nucleotides long. Its product is annotated as nuclear transport factor 2-like. The coding region runs from base 321 to 1760 and encodes 479 amino acids. Gene Ontology annotation, molecular function: mRNA binding. Gene Ontology annotation, cellular component: ribonucleoprotein complex; cytosol. The transcript has 10 exons. The record is from RefSeq and is a predicted model, not a curated record. Lineage: Eukaryota; Viridiplantae; Streptophyta; Magnoliopsida; Lamiales; Lamiaceae.